Ceraceosorus guamensis is the source of this 1830-nucleotide messenger RNA. Its product is annotated as riboflavin synthase domain-like protein. The record is from RefSeq and is a predicted model, not a curated record. The transcript is spliced from 8 exons. Gene Ontology annotation, cellular component: cytosol. Gene Ontology annotation, molecular function: flavin adenine dinucleotide binding; NADPH-hemoprotein reductase activity; FMN binding. The annotation marks the transcript as partial. Lineage: Eukaryota; Fungi; Basidiomycota; Exobasidiomycetes; Ceraceosorales; Ceraceosoraceae.
AGAAGGCUGACCAUCGUCUAUGCCACCGAGACGGGCACUGCACAGGAUGUGGCACAUAGGCUGGCAAGAGUGGCGAGGAGGCGCAGGAUGGAGGUGGAGGUGGUGGCGGUGCAGAGCUACGGUGCUCUGACUCUUCCAGAGCAGAGGCUCAUCGUGCUCAUCAUCUCCACCACCGGUCAAGGCGACUUUCCCGCCAGCAGCAUGGCAUUCUGGAAGUUCUUGUGUCGAGCAGGUCUGCCCACCGACAUUCUGCAGGACACGCACUUUGCCACGCUGGCAUUGGGCGAUUCCAGCUACGAGAGGUUCUGCUGGCCUGGAAGGAUGCUGCACAACAGAUUGCUCCAGCUUGGCGCAUCCCCAUUGCUGCCCCAUCAAGACGCAGACGAUCAGCACUACCUCGGCAUCGAUGGUACGCUGCAUCCGUGGACAAGGCAGCUGUUCGAUGUGCUAGAGGAGCACUAUCUGCAGCAGUUGUCUCCUUCCCUCAGCUUCAUCCCCGACGAUGAGCCGCUGCCUCCACUCUUGCGGCUCGUGAGAUCCUCAAACACAAACGCACAAGCCAGCACCAGCACCAGCAAACUGCCAAGCCCUGCACCACAAGUCGACAGCUCAUCCAGCCGCAUUCACAAGGCCGUCGUGGAGCGCAAUGAUCGCAUGACCAUGCAGACACACUUUCAGGAUGUCAGGCUGCUCAGAUUGCUCAUCAUCUCGCCUCGCAGCAGGUACGAGACGGGCGACGUCGCUGUCCUGCAGCCAGAAAAUUCUGCCGCAGAGGUGCAGAGGUUUCUAGAUGCUGCCGGCUGGGCGGACACGGCGGACACGCUCUUUGAAAUGCGAGCAGACAGCGAUGCUCCCUUUGUCAAAGGUCAGCUUGUUACGCUGCGCACCCUACUCACCAGGCAUCUCUCACCCCUCAGCGUGCCGAGAAUGUCCUUCUUUGACGUCAUGCGGCAUUGGGCGCCCAAGGGUAGUCUGCAGCGCGAGAAGCUCGACGAGUUUUGCGGAUCGGCACCGGAGGGCCAGUCGCACAACGAGGGAGCCGAUGAGCUGUACGAGUAUGCGAUGCGAGUGCGCAGGACCUGCACAGAGGUCAUCGAAGAGUUUGACGAGGUCAGGAUCCCGCCGGAUUACAUUCUCGAUCUGCUGCCCCCUUUGCGUCCACGCGAAUUCAGCAUCGCUUGUGCCAAAGAGACUAAUGAAUGCAUUGUUGAGCUCGCAAUUGCGCUCGUCAAGUAUCGAACGCGACUCGAUAAGCCUAGACGAGGAGUCUGCUCGCGUUGGGUAGAAACAUUAGAGCCAGGCACAAUACUGCCGGUGCGUUUCAAGCGUGGAACACUGCGUCUGCCCCAGUCGCCGCAGACGCCCGUCGUGUUUGUUGGGCCUGGCACAGGGGUUGCGCCGAUCCGAGCUUUGGUUCAACAGCGAGUACGGUCGCUACCAGCGCGCAAUUCAGACCCCAACAACACACUAGUGUUUCUGGGAUGCAGACACUCGCAGAGGGACUGGCUGUUUAGGGACGACUGGAAACAGCUCGCAGGAGAAGAUGCUCAGAGUAGUCCGAUACUGAGGUAUUUUUUGGCAGCCUCGCGCGAGGCGGAGGAUGGUGCCAAGACGUACGUGCAAGACAAGAUUUUGGAGCAGAGCGCGCUUGUCUGGGACGCCCUGCGCUAUGUGAUGAUCUCUGGCUCUUCGGGCAACAUGCCAUCAGGAGUCAGAAAGGCGGUGGAACAAGUGGCAGUUGAACGCGGUGGCUACACGGAGCAACAAGCGAAGGAGUACGUGGAGGGCAUGAUUACCGAUGGGCGGUGGCAAGAGGAGUGCUGGAGCUAG